This is a messenger RNA of Rhizophagus irregularis DAOM 181602=DAOM 197198, 1202 nucleotides long. RefSeq lists its product as uncharacterized. The record is from RefSeq and is a predicted model, not a curated record. NCBI's taxonomy places the organism in Eukaryota, Fungi, Glomeromycota, Glomeromycetes, Glomerales, Glomeraceae.
CUUUAAUUAUUAUUAAAGAAAAAAAAAAUUUUUUUAUAAAAAAUUUUUUUUUUUCUCCUUUAUUUUUUCUGUCUAUUAUUUACUAAUGGCUCCUCGCCAAGACAGAACACAUCCUCUAUUUGGUCAUUCGGCUACUAAUGCCCGCUUGACUUCUACUAAAGGAGGAUAUUAUGGUUGUGGUGGCUGCGGAGGUAUAGAAGGUGGUUUUAGAGGGUUAAAUGACUUACGAGACAACAUGUUCUUUGACAUUUUAAGCAACGUAAACUUUGAGCCAAAGAAAAAGAACAUCCUUAACAAUAAUAACCUGCUGAAUAAACGUAAAGUCAGGUUUAAUUUGGCUCAUCGUGCUAUCAUACAGGAACGAAAACAUAAAGGAUCUCUUCAGGAAAGAGAUGAAAUAAGGGCUUUGGAAAAGGAAGCUAUUAUGUAUAAACUUAAACGUCAAGAAAUUCAAGCUCAAACUAGAGAAUUACGACGUGAACUUUAUAAAAAAAAUCAAGAGAUCCGUCGAAAGAAACAAGAGGUAAAGUGUUUAAAAGCACUUGAAAGAGAUUUAAUAAGAUUCCUCGACAAAUGUGACAAUCAACCAGCAGAUAUACAACAGCCCUUAUCAAAUAAUUUACAAAUCGCUGCUGUUGCCCCUUCCGCAUUCAGAGCCAAUCUAUACAGGAUAUAUGUAUUGUGCGCUGCUUUAUUUUCUUUCCUCUUAGUUCGAGUUGUUUCAUAUGGCUCUAUCGUAGUCAACCGUGUGUGAAACACUUGAAGUGCUAUAAUAAGCAUUAAAAAUCCCUAAUCAAUCACCACUUUCAGCAUUAUUAUACGAUAAGUGUAUUCACUUCUUUGUAUCUCAAUAUGCUGUUUUACGCACUGUAUAUCAAAGGUGCUAUACUGUUUAUAUUCAUUAUUUUUAUAUAACCUGGUGCUCAUGUUAUUCGUGCAACAUCAGUAUCGCCUUUGAAACACCUAUUCACAUAUAUACAUAUAUAAAUAUACAUAUUAGAUAAUUUUCCUUGAUAUUAUAGUUAGCGGAUAUUAAUAAUAUAGUCUUUAAUGGGAAGUAAAAAACUUACUUUUGGCCUUAGAUCUGGUUCUUUGAUUGUGGCCUUAUUUUUUCCUCUUGUCAUCCGCAAAUUUAUUUUUUUUUUUAAAAAAAAAAAAAAAAAAAAAAAAAAUUUUGAAAUAUUGAAAAAUAAUAUUAAAAC